Phacochoerus africanus (Common warthog) is the source of this 1041-nucleotide messenger RNA. Its product is annotated as 40S ribosomal protein S3. Gene Ontology annotation, biological process: positive regulation of apoptotic signaling pathway. The record is from RefSeq and is a predicted model, not a curated record. Lineage: Eukaryota; Metazoa; Chordata; Mammalia; Artiodactyla; Suidae. Gene Ontology annotation, molecular function: structural constituent of ribosome; RNA binding. Gene Ontology annotation, cellular component: nucleus; cytosolic small ribosomal subunit.
AUGGGCGGAGGAGGCUGCUGCCAAAAGCGGCCGAGGUUUUUGUGUAUCUUGAGGGGUAACGGUUCUCCAUCUUCAGCCGUGAAUAAAGCUCUGAAGCCCCCGCGCGAUUUCGCCCUUACAGACCUCUCCACUCUCACAGCUCCUCCUCCUCCUAUACUGGCAGAAAGACCCACCCUCGAACUCCGGGAAGCCGGGCCGUGGCUGGAGCUGGCUGCAGUGGCAGCCCUUUUCCAAGCCGAGAAAGAAGAGCCAAGCUUGAGCGCCAUCACUGCCUGGGCGCCUGACCUGCUGGGAGGCAGUGAAACCAGGCAGCCACACGGCAGUGCGAAUUUCCAAGAUGGUGCCGAUGGCAUCCUCAAAGCUGAACUGAACAAGUGUCUCACCUGGGUGCCAGCCAAAAGAAACUCUGGAGUUGACGUCUGCCUUACACCAACCGGGACAGAAGUCAUUAUCUUGGUCUCCAGGACCCAGAAUGUUCUUGAUGAGAAGUGCUGGUGGAUCCAGGAAUUGACCACUGUGCUUCAGAAGAGGUUUGGCUCCCCUGGGGGCACUGUAGAGCUUUAUACUGAAAGCAGAGCUCUGUGUGCCAUCACAUAGGCAGAACCUCUGUGUUAUAGGCUCCUGGGAGGGCUUGCUGUGCCGAAGGACUGCUCCGGUGUGCUGUGGCUCCUCCUGGAAUGUCGGGCCACAGGCUGCUAGGUCGUGGAGCCUGAGAUCCGAGGACAGAGGGGUAAGUCCAUGAAGUUUGUGGAUGGCCUGAUGAUCCACCGUGUGGACCAUGUUAACUCCUAUGCAGAUACUGCCAUGCCUUUGCUGCUCAGACAGGGUGUGCUGCCCAUCAAAGUGAAGAUCAUGCUGCCGUGGGUGAACCCCCUGCCUGACCCCCUGAGCACUGUGGAACCCAUAGAUGAGACACUGCCCAGCAUUCCCAUCCUUAACCCCGAACAAAAGAGAGCGAAGUCAGAGCUGCCUGCCAUGCCAGCCAGCCCCCACAGCAUAACAGGGUCUCCUUGGCAGCUGGAUCUGAAGUUUGGAUGUUAA